Prorocentrum cordatum is the source of this 788-nucleotide messenger RNA. The record is from the annotation of a GenBank genome assembly. NCBI's taxonomy places the organism in Eukaryota, Dinophyceae, Prorocentrales, Prorocentraceae.
GACAACCACCUGUACCUCUCGGCGUCAGCGCGGGACAACCAACCCCACGGCGUACACCCUUCAGGCGAGGGCCUGCGCUCGCGGCUCGCCGUGCCGGCGUCGGCGGCCUCGGCCUUGGCCGCCAGGCCGGGCCUCUCGCCAGACCACGCCGCUGCGCCAGCCCCACGCCGAGCGCAGGGGCGGCCAGGAACACCUCCAGCGGCGCGCAGACGCCACUGGCUGAGCUGGUGCGCCACCACAGCCUCCCUGAGGUAGACCUUGAACACGAUCACCGCGCCGACCAAGAUGUCACGACAUUGGCCAUCGUGAACAUACCAUAUACAUACCCACAGUCUAUGUUGCAGAGGGACAUCAACGAGGAGGGUCUCGCGUACGACUACUUCCAUGUCCCCCACGACAAUCGCCUGACGAGGAACCGUGGCUUUGCGUUCAUAAACUUCCUAACGCCAGAAGCUGCGGCCACUUUUAUGCGGUCCUUCAACGACCGCGAACUCUCCUCCCCAGCAUCCGAGAGCAAGGUGGUCACAGUCUUGCCCUCCAGGCUGCAGGGAUUCGAAGCUAACGCGAGCAUCCAUCCAGAGGGCGUGGUUCAGAAUCCGCAGCUGCAGCUUCAGAGGCACCAUCAGCGGCACCAUCAGCAGCUUCAGCAGCAACAGCAGCAGACCAUUGCCAGCGUAAGCGGCAGCAGUCGAGGCCGCCAUGCGGCCGUGCCCGCCGUCAUUGGUCACAGCGCCGGAUCAAGCAGCUCUUCGAGCGACGUUCCUGUGUUUGUUCGGCUAUCUUUUUGA